AUGGCAAAUCAAGCUAGUAACUCAAGGCACGGUGGUUCGGUUCCUGGCCAUAGAGUGAUUCAUCGUGAUCGUGUAGAUGAUCAUGACAACUACUGUGUGCAACGGAGAGAUAAAACUGGAAGGUUAGGCUUGUCUACUUUACAAAAAGUAACAGCAGCCUUUCGAAUUUUGGCUUAUGGAGUACCAGCGGAUGCAACAGAUGAAUACAUUCAAAUUGGCGAGAGUCGUGGUUUUCCAGGGAUGCUUGGGAGUUUAGAUUGGUCAAAUAAUGACAUUAAUUUGUUGGAGGCAUCUCAUUUGUUUGCAAACCUUGCAAAUGGUAUUGCACCUCCAGCUCAUUAUGUUAUUCAAGGAGAACAAUACCAUACGGGAUAUUAUUUAGCUGAUGAUGAACAUGAUGAGCAAGCGGAUAUAAAACGUUGGAGAGAAGCGCCGGCUAUUGAAGUUGAUAUACGUAGAGAUGAAACUACUCUAUUUCAAGAAUUUCUUGCUCGACAUAGACAAAUAAAAGAUAGAGAAGCGCAUUAUGCACUUCGUAAUGCAUUGAUUGAGCAUUUGUAG
Messenger RNA from Ipomoea nil (Japanese morning glory), 561 nucleotides. RefSeq lists its product as uncharacterized. Bases 1 to 561 code for a protein of 186 amino acids. Lineage: Eukaryota; Viridiplantae; Streptophyta; Magnoliopsida; Solanales; Convolvulaceae. The record is from RefSeq and is a predicted model, not a curated record. The transcript has 4 exons.